Helobdella robusta is the source of this 1949-nucleotide messenger RNA. RefSeq lists its product as hypothetical. Bases 4 to 771 code for a protein of 255 amino acids. The transcript is spliced from 7 exons. NCBI's taxonomy places the organism in Eukaryota, Metazoa, Annelida, Clitellata, Rhynchobdellida, Glossiphoniidae. The record is from RefSeq and is a predicted model, not a curated record.
UACAUGUCGAGGUUCUUGGUGGAGUUCAACAAGUCCUAUAGAAGCAAGAGUAAGUUCACCGUCUGUUGGACCAUGCUGAGAGGCAACUAUCUUGUCGAGCUCUAUCUCUUCAUUAAGGCCAUGUACAUAGCGAACGUGUUGGGGCAGUUGUUCCUGUUGAACGCCUUUCUGGGCAACGAGUACCACUUGUACGGGAUCGACGUCCUGAAGAGGCUGCUGGCCAAUCAACCCUGGACCACCUCGCACAGGUUUCCUAGGGUCACCAUCUGCGAUUUCCACAUCCGAAUGCUGGGCAACUCACACAGACACACGAUCCAGUGUGCCCUACCGAUGAACCUCUUCUACGAAAUCAUCUUUAUCUUCUUCUGGUUCUGGUUCGUGUUCGUGGCCAUCAGUACCAUCUGUAGUCUGCUCAUCUGGUUGUUCACCUCUCUAUUUUACUCCUAUCAGGAGGCCUACAUCCGACAACGUUUAUUGGCCAUGAACAAAAUCAGCAAGAGUCAGCGGGGUCAAGUUAGGUCGUUCGUGACAGAGCACCUCAGAAGAGAUGGCUGCUUCAUCACUCGAUUGGUAGCCAAGAACUCGAGUGACCUCAUCGCAUCCCAACUUCUUUCCGGUCUGUGGGAGUACUACCUGGACUCCGUCACGAACAAGGAAUCUUCAAAGAGGAGAGACAGCACGUCGAGUGGGAGCGGCGGGGAAGGGAGGGCGGAGCACAACAGGAGGAUGCAACAGGAAGAGGAAACAGUCAUCAAGAGAGUCAAAAGUUAAAAGAGGGGGUUGUCUUUAAAAGAAAUUAAUCAUUCAUAUACAAGCUUUAUUUUCAGGUGCUCAAUAAAAUCGCCUCACUAUAUUCAAUAAUAGUGGACCGAUUUAUCUUAUUUUGAACACUAUUGAUUUUUAAACGGUUGUUUAGCGUUAUAGUUUAGUAAAUUUUGUGAGGUGGACCAGCGUCGUCAUGAGCUAUCAUCUGAGGAAUUUGAACAUUUAAAAAAAGUUUUUCGCAUUUACAUGUUAACCAUUAAUUCCAUUGUAAAUUGUUUACUUUUUGUUAUACAAUUUUCCAUUACGAGCACCACACCACACCAUAACCUUUUCGUAUGGAAACAUGCGCUUUCAUGUACACACACACCCUAUUCAGCGCAACACAAUUGUAGGUAAGCACAUUUCUUUACCACACUAACUUACAUCUGCAAUCAUGAACGCACACCAACGAGAACGAAAAAACAGAAAUGUAAACCUGGUACCUACUGAGAAAAUGAAAUUAAUGUUUAACUCACAAACUCGAACCAAUGCAACACCAAAAGCCUUUAAAAGUAUUCCUUCAUCCAUAAUUUGUUUUACUGUUUUUCAAUAAUAUUGUUUUUUAUUUAAAAGUGCGUAUAAUACAUUUCAUAUGCAAAAAGAACACUUCCUACAAACGUUAAUGUUCAUAUACAGCGCCUACACUAUACUAUGUGUUGUUCAGCAUUAUCUUAAAAAUGAAUACUUGCACGUACGUUGUUAAUAUUCGUACGUAAUUAACACUCAUUUAUGUUUCGAAUUAUUUUAUUUCUUUUUUAAAUUAUUUUAAAUAUUAUAGAAGAAAACGUUCUGGAAUUUAAAGUAAUCAUGUAAAUGUAGCAAACAAUCAUUUUUUAUUUGUCAUUAUAUUCACUAGGUGCCUUCACUGUUUUACCGAUAAUUUGCAGCCAAUAAUGAAGUUAACAUCUAUCGCUUACAUAUACAUAAUGUCAACUUCUCAGCGAGUUUUUUUUAUUUGUAUAGAAAUUGACAUUUCACACAGCAAUUCAAACAAUUUGAGAUUUUGCAAAUAAAUUUGACGAUAAAAAUUUUAUUUUAUAGAUUGCUAGUCAGCAAGGUGUGUGACAUUAUUAGCAUUGACAUAAAUACAAACAACCGCACACUCGGUUGGCUAUCUGGAAAAAUGAAAUACAACAAACAAUCUU